Messenger RNA from Colletotrichum orchidophilum, 1461 nucleotides. RefSeq lists its product as uncharacterized. Lineage: Eukaryota; Fungi; Ascomycota; Sordariomycetes; Glomerellales; Glomerellaceae. The transcript has 4 exons. Bases 1 to 1461 code for a protein of 486 amino acids. The record is from RefSeq and is a predicted model, not a curated record.
AUGAACGUGUCUGUCAACGAGACCGCUGGGGACGACCCGACGUCGCAGAUGCAAGCCCUCUCACACGAGAGCCUCGCGAACAUGAUGCUCGGCGUCAUCAUUGCGGUGCUAGUCGUCAUGACUGUGUUCGUGGGGCUCCGGAUCUACGUGAGGGCACGUCUCGUUAAGAAAUGGGGCGCAGACGACACGAUGCUUACGCUCUCGUUUGUCACUGUGGCUUUCCACGGGAUUAUGUUGUGUAUGGGCACCAGAUUCGGGCUCGGGAAGCACGUGUGGAUGACGCAGGUGCAGACAAUCAUCAAAGCUCAAAAGCUGGCCAUGUUCAUCACCAUGAUCUAUAACAUCGCCUUCGUCACCAUCAAGAUCGCCUUCCUCCUCCAAUACCGCCGAAGCUUCUCCCUGCCCGUGGUCGAAACGCUGUGCAACGCCGGCAUCGGAUUUCUCGUCUUAUUCGGCGUAUCGCUGCUCAUCUCGGCGGGCGUCACGUAUAGCCUGAUAUUCAAGGGCACCGUGGCGGAUUCUCCCGUCAGCGUGUUGGGGUGGUGGAUCGCCAACGCGGCGAUACACUUGCUCACAAACAUCUUCAUCUUUGUUUUGCCGUUGCCGCUGCUCGGUCGGCUUCGACUCGGACGCGGACAGAAGCUUGCCCUCGCCAUCAGUUUUGCUCUAGGGUUGUUAACAUGUGCUGUAUCCGUCAUUCGGAUCGCCUGUCUCCCACGAUUCUUUGCAAUGGUUGACAUGACGUACGACGGGAUAUCCAUCAUCCUCUGGUCCGUCGUAGAGCUGUCAUGCGCGGUCAUUUGCUGCUGUAUUCCCACUCUUCGACCGCUCGUGGAGCGACAACAGCAUUCCGAUGACUAUGACGGUGGCGGUAUGUUUGGCGGGGGCAUUUUUCGACAAGACAUGAGUUUCAGCGACGGGCCACAACGCGUUCGACCAGACAUUGGGACCGGCAACGACGAGAGGAUAUCGUCAUCUAUAAGCUGCGCCUCAGAAACGGGCAUGAGGAAGCCCGGCCCGAGCUUUUCCUGGCUACGGACGCGGAAACAGAGCGACCAUUCGAGUAUAAACGCCCUCGACGAGAUUGAGCCGGUGCCCCCCGCGACGCCCAUGAUUACGGCGACGGCGGCGGUGGCGAUGCCGGUGGUGGAAGUGAACGGGGUCCGCAGGGAGAGCGAGCACGGCGUCAUUGUCGUUGAGAGCGGGCGCGUCGAAGGGGGUGAGCGUGAGCGUGGCACCCCGCGACGGGCCAGCGUGAGGAGCAGCCUGCGGAGCGAUAGCAGUCUCGGUGUGUCGCUGCGCAGGGAUUUGAGCAUCCGAAGGCACAUGAGCAUAGCGUUGACGGAAAGGGAUUCGGAUGAUGAUGUGUACUAUUUCGGCGUGAAUGAGGAGGCCGUAGAUUUGGAGUGCCCGACGCCGCUCAGUCCGCCGCCAAAGUGUCGGAAGUCGACGAGUUCUUGA